Messenger RNA from Rhincodon typus (whale shark), 1059 nucleotides. Its product is annotated as free fatty acid receptor 2-like. Bases 1 to 981 code for a protein of 326 amino acids. Gene Ontology annotation, biological process: G protein-coupled receptor signaling pathway; cellular response to fatty acid. Lineage: Eukaryota; Metazoa; Chordata; Chondrichthyes; Orectolobiformes; Rhincodontidae. The transcript has a single exon. The record is from RefSeq and is a predicted model, not a curated record. Gene Ontology annotation, cellular component: plasma membrane. Gene Ontology annotation, molecular function: G protein-coupled receptor activity.
AUGGCUGUGCUGUCGUUCUCUGACAAGUUGCACGUCACAGUCUACGUCGUGGCCAUUCUGACCGGGCUGCCGUUUAACCUGCUCGCUCUGUAUGCCUUCCUGGGCAGGGCCAGGCGCAAAGCUGGUCCUAAUGUCAUCUUCCUCAUCAACCUGACCAUCUCCGACCUGGCCUUUCUGCUUUUCCUGCCUUUCAAGAUCCUGGAGUCAGUCAAGGGCAGUAUGUGGGUUCUGCCCACCUUCCUGUGCCCUCUGAGCGGCCUGUUCUAUUUCAGUGCCAUCUACAGCAGCAUCCUGUUUCUGACUGCGGUGAGCGUGGAGCGGUACUUGGGAGUUGCGUUCCCCAUCCAGUACAACCUGUACCGUAAGCCUGUUUAUGCACUGUUCAUCAGCUUCCUGCUCUGGGUUUGUGCAUUUUCCCAUUGCAGCAUCGUAUACAUCACCGAAUAUAGGAAGGCCACCAACUCCAGCUGGAAUGAGACCGUCUGCUACGACAGCUUCACCCCCAACCAGCUGGCAGUCCUUCUGCCGUUUCGCCUGGAACUGGGCAUAGUAUUAUUCUGCCUGCCCUGCCUGAUCACCACUUUCUGUUACAGCAGCUUUAUCCGGAUCCUGCUCUCGUCCCCGCACAUCAGCCACGGGAAGAAGCAGCGGGCAGUCGGCUUGGUGCUGGCCACCUUGCUCGUCUUCCUGAUCUGCUUCGCCCCCUACAACAUCUCCCACUUUGUGGGCUUCAUACAGCAGAGUAGCCCCCCAUGGCGGACCGACGCCCUGCUGCUCAGCACCUUCAACACCAGCUUGGACCCCAUCAUCUUCUACUUCUCCUCCAGCGCCGUCAAGCAGACCUGCAGGGGUUGCCUGGGCAGCCUCUCCCGUGAGCUCAGCUCCUUCAGGCCCCUUCAGAUCCUGCUCAGCUUCCUCCGCAAACGCAACAACGCCCUGAGGGCAGAUUCUUUCAACCAGAGCCAGUGCUCCAAACUGUAGGCCCCUGGGGAAACAAAACACUCACUCCCCAUUGCCUCUCCAUUGUGUCUAAGCUCUAGAAUCAACUCUUUAAACCUC